Molecule: messenger RNA, 5529 nt
Organism: Notothenia coriiceps (black rockcod)
Lineage: Eukaryota; Metazoa; Chordata; Actinopteri; Perciformes; Nototheniidae
Source: RefSeq, a predicted model, not a curated record
CCACCCUCCAACGCUCGCCUCGCACAUGUGACCACCCCGGCCAAGAGGAUCACCUUCUACAAAAGCGGCGACAGCCAGUUCGGGGGCGUCAAGAUGGCGAUCCACAAGCGCAGCUUCAAAUGCUUCGACGCCCUGCUGGACGACCUUUCCCAAAAGGUGCCGCUGCCAUUUGGGGUGCGUACUGUGACGACUCCCCGCGGCACACACUCCAUCAAACACCUGGAGCAGCUGCAGGACGGCGGAUGCUAUCUUUGCUCCGACCGACGCCUCGCUAAGCCGGUCAACAUGGAGCUGGCCAGCAAACGCCCGGGCAUCUGGUACCAUCACAGCAGGAAGCCCCAGAGACCCGAGUCCUCGUCCGCAACACCCCCGGGACAUUUAUCUUACAGGCAGCGGAGGAUCCUGCUGGUGAAGAACAGCGAUCCGGGGGUAAGGAGGAGCGUGGUUCUGAGCAGGAGGUCCACACGGAGCCUGGGGACUUUCCUGGAUGCCGUGUCCGAGGUGAUGCAGUUUCACGUCCACAAGCUUUACACUGCAGAGGGACGAAGGAUCGACAGCGUGCAAAGCCUCAUGACGUCUCCCGGUGUUUUGGUGUGUGUCGGUCGGGAAGCCCUCAGCCCAAUGUUGGUAAACUUCAUGAGGAAGAGCUCAGAGGAAAAACUUCCCGGUGUGGGCAUCAGGUCCCCAGUUCUCGGACCGAGGAUCCCGGGAAACGGGGCCCGAUCUCCUGCUACUCAAGGAGUGAGAUCCCCACCUCAUGGAGCUCAUUCAAGAGCCAGCGAGUACAGUGAAGUGCAUGAAAGCAAGAAAAAUGUUAACUUCGGUCUGGAAACCAAAAAAAGCAUCAUCCACCCUCGCUCAGAUUCCUCAAGCCGCUCCGCCCGUUUCUCCUUGUCUUCGGAGAAGUCGUACAGCAACGGCGUCAGACCGUCCAUCAUGAACGACGACAUUGAAAAGCGUGUGGUGGUCAACAAAGAUGGCAGCCUCUCUGUGGAGAUGAGGGUGCGUUUCCGCCUGCACAAUGACGAGACCCUUCAGUGGUCCACACAAGUUAAAAAAUCUCCAUCUCUGACCAAUGAAUGCCAGGCCCCGCCCCACUAUCUGCAGCAGGGCCAAUCGGAGAGCUGCUCUGACCCCGAUUCCUCCUCCUUUGACCCUGAAGGUGUGGAUUAUUCCAACCAAAAUGGUGUUAUGAAGGGAAACGGAUGCCCCUGCUGCUACCAAAGACAGGAGCAGCAGUACGACUUGUGGGAAAACCCGGCACACUGCCACAAACACCACCCUGUCCCUCCUCCACCUGCAUCCAGACACACCAUCGCAAGGCAUACACGCUCUUCUUCUUCCUCUUCGUCCUGUAACUCCAGGAGGGUGGUGCGCUGUCGAGCGAGAGACUCAGAGCCGAGCAAAAUAGUCCAGGAGGAGACGUUUGUGACGGAGCAGGUGGAGGUGGAGCAGGACGGAGAUACAUGUGUCGAAGUGUGCACGGUGAGCCGAGGAUGCAGCCGAAGUGAAGUCGUCGCCAUUGACAGGAAGUCAGUGGCGGAGGUUAAGAUGGAGGAUGACGAGCGUCCGCUGUCUGUGAUCAGCAGCUCCUCACAUGUCCUCCAAUCCCUGAAAGAGGACCAGGAUGAUGAGCUGCCACCCAGCGCCUCACAAUGCUGCCGUAGCAUCGAACCAUCUCCAACGCACAAGGAGGAUGAGGGAGAGGGGAAGAGCAGAGCAGCAUCCUCGUCUCACUGUGGAGCAGACACCCCCCGUUCAACAGCUGACGACCGAGCCCCAAGCUCCAAGUCCCAAAGGAGUCGAGCAUCUGACAGGUCUGGUGACAACAAGAUCCCAAACACAGAGCAAGAGGAGGACGCAGAACUAAAGAGGGUUGUUAGCAGCUUGUCUCAGAAGUCAUCCGGCGUGUGCUCUAACUGUGGCGCCUGCAAACGCGAGGCUAACUCUGAGUCUAGCAGUCGAGCGUCACAAAGGUCCGAUCGCUCACACAAAGCUCCUUCCAAGCCUCCCACACCUCUCGGAAAUAACGGUAGCGACGACGAAGACUCAGAGUGUUCGGUUGGGUCGACGCAGUCCAACAGGAGCAACAUCACCGGCCGCUGCUCGGCGGUGUCACACAUGCUGGAGGAAAGAGCGUCCAGUCACAUGUCCAGUCCUGAGGAAGGAGGGGGCGAGGAGGAAGGAGCCAGUGACGGUGAUGUAGGAGAGGAAGCAGAGGAAGAGAGGUCAGAUAGCUCCUUGUCAGACAAAUCUGGGGCUUCUGUAAAGACAAUAACUAAAGCUGCUUCCCCGACUGGAAGUGCAGUCGUGGAGGAAGAGGAUACAAACAAAAGAAGUCCCAGUGCCCUCUCUGAUAAGCCAGACAGACCUGAGAGUGUCCUUUCUGCUAAAUCCAAUGUGUCUGCAAAGUCCGGAAAAUCUCACAAGUCAACUUGCAGUCACUGUGCGAGGCCAGUAUCUGCAGCAGCUCAGGAAACGAUUGAACCAGAAGAAAAUGGACAAGAAGAAGGAGUUGAGGUCGAGGAGAGAGCAGCGAGUGCCGCUUCAGCAAAAUCCAAUCUUUCAGCGAAGUCUAAUAAGUCCUCCAAAGCUCUUGAAAGGUCAGAAAGUGAAGAGGGUGAAGAAGAACGGCCUGCGAGCAGACGGUCUGGUAGAUCCAACGUGUCUGUUAAGUCUUCAAAGUCGUGCAAAUCUAACGGCAUUGACAUUGCUGAACCUCCAUGCUCCGAGGAAAAGGAAGAUGAGUUGGUAGAAGAUGAAGUGGCUUCUCCAGCUGUUUCAGAAAGAGCAACCAGCGCCAUGUCGGGGAAAUCAAACAAAUCCUCCAAAUCCCAGAAGUCAGCAGCAGUUUCUCCAAAUCCAAAUGAAGCUGAUAAUCCUUCUAUCGAGGCAACCGGAGCAGAGGAGCAACAAGAGGAUCAAGAGAGGGUGGCGAGUGCUUUGUCAGUGAAAUCAAAAUCUUCAGCGAGGUCCCGCACAUCUCACAAGUCCUGCAAUAGUCUCAAACCGGUGUCAUCGACGCCACUUGUUGAUGGGGAAGGACAUGAGACAACAGAGAGAGCUCAAAGCGCUGCAUCCGCGAAAUCAGGGAAAUCUAGAGUUUCUACUUCGUCCAAUCAUAACAAGCUUCCUGAAGCCGACGCUGCAGAGACAAGAGGAUCCAGUGCCUUGUCCGUUCGCUCCACAAAAUCCGCUAAAUCUGGAAGAUGUAGCAGUGGAAAAGCGUCAGCACUCGACAAGGAAAGGAAAGAAGAAGACGAGGAGGAGGAGGAGAAGAAUGAAGCAAGCGAGGAGGCUUCUGAGCGGGCUGCCAGCGUCUUGUCCACCAUAAGUCAGAGGAAAGAUUCAGGAGACACCGAGCGAGCGCUGAGUCGAAACUCAUCCGUUUCUCUUGGCUUGGCAGAAGACCAAGAAACAGCUGACUCGGACAGUGGCAAGUCCAGUGUUUGUUCCCGUGUAAACACGGAGAAACGGAGCCGAACGAAGACAGCAACUCCCCAGGAAACACGCCCCACCGUGUCUCAAAACAGCCGGAAAAGCCCUCACAAUUGCCCUGAAAUCCCUACUAUUAAUACACCAGGAGGGAGUCAGGUUAACGAGGAAGAAGGUGAAGAAGAAACCACAAAGAGACGAGCAAGUGCAAUGUCCGCCAAAAGCUCCCGGUCUCACAAAUCUUCGUCUCGUGUCAAAGCAGCUGCGAAAGAACAACAUGAGCUUGAAUUCGACAACAGGACAUCGUCUGCAAUGUCAUCCGCGAGUGGGAGAGGUCGGAGUAAAUCCUCUGCUAGUGCCAGAGCUAAAAAAGAGACGGACAGCAGGGCGGAAAGCGUCGACUCAAAAAGCGGACGUUGCCUCAAACCUGAGUCGGCAGUUUCCGCUCAUUCGGGGUCAAAAACAAAAGCCUCAAACAGGAGUACAGGAGAGGGUUCGGUGAAAAGUAGCAAGGCCAAAUCCAGUGUGAAAUCAUCAGAGUCUCAAAAGAAAGGGGUGAACGCGUCGAGCCCCUCUCACUGCUCCACUCUGUCCCAAUCUCUGUCCGCCGCUGACCUGCUGAAGGAAACCAUGGCACGUCCACAGAGUAGAGGCAGUGUUCGGAGUCAGAGGAGAGAGGAGGUGAUGACGCCUGCCUGUCUGCCCAACGCCUCGCCUAACGAGGUGGUCAGUGAUUGGCUGCGAAGUAUACCCAACAGUAUGAUGGGAGCCAAGGAAGAGGAGGAGGAGGAAGAGAAGCCUGCAGAAGAAGAGGAUGAGGAAGAGGAGAAGGAAAAGGAGGAAGAAGUGGAGGUUUUAGAUCAAGGGAAGGAAGCGGAUGUUUCUCCUCAGGACACCAAGAGCUGGAAGUCCUCGGCUGCAGUGAUGAAAGUCCUCCUGAGCUCCUCCAUGGGCCGAUGCAAGAGCAUGCCAGAGGUGUCUCCAGUGUAUGGUCGCAAACUAAGCACAUCGGCCCGCGGGCUCCUGGACUGUUUGACCCAGCUCCAGCUCAUCGAUCCUGCGGUGGGUCAGCAGAAGAACGGCGGCCAGCGCUACGAGGACGUUAUGGUCAUCCUGCAGUCCCUCUGGCUCACCGAGCAGAAGAAUGAUUUAGUCAAAGAGCAGGUGUCUCCACCGAGGUCUUCGUCCGGGCUGGGAAUGAGCAGCGGCUCUGCAGGAUCUGGGAAGGACAAUGGGAAUCGUGGUGUGGAUGAAACGAAGGAAGAAGAAACAAAGGAGGCUUCUUUACAUGAGGAGGAAGCGGUGGAGAAAGCUGUACAUGAAGAGGAGGAGGGGGAAGUACAUGUAGAGGCAGAACCAGAGGAGGAGGGGGAAGUAAAUGCAGAGGCAGAACCAGAGGAGACAGAAGUACACGAAGAGGCAGAACCAGAGGAGACAGAAGUACAUGAAGAGGCAGAACCAGAGGAGACAGAAGUACAUGCAGAGGCAGGACCAGAGGAGACAGAUGUACACGAAGAGGCAGAACCAGAGGAGACAGAAGUACAUGAAGAGGCAGAACCAGAGGAGACAGAAGUACAUGAAGAGGCAGAACCAGAGGAGACAGAUGUACAUGAAGAGGUGGUCCUUCCAAAUAUGGACAGCCUCAAAAACACCAAGGAUCCUUCGUCCAGCUCAGCAAACGACAGCUCCAAAUCCCCGACUGAUAACGAGCGAGACACGCUGGACGACUCGAGCUCGGCCACGCCUCCGACUGUCGUGAGAGCGCCUCUGACCAAAAGACAAUCCCAGGACCCCGAUCCGGUGUGGGUGAUGCAGCUGCUGAAGAAACUAGAGAAGCAGUUCAUGAAUCACUACAUCACGGCCAUGUCGGAGUUCAAAGUGCGCUGGGACCUGGACGACAGCCUCAUCCUGGACACUAUGAUCGGAGAGCUGAGGGACGAGGUGAGCAAACGCAUCCAGCUCAGCAUCCAGCGAGAACUGAAGAAGAUCCAGGGUCGAGCCGGACGAUUGCCUCGUCCUCCGCAGAGAGGAACUCUCUCCAGAGAAUCCACCCUGACGGACAGGAGGCGUCAAAUCCUGAAGUGCAACAUCUGA